AUGGGAGCGUACCAGUACCGGCCUCUGGAUCCCCAUAGCCAUAAGCCGUCGUCGUCGUCGAGCAAAAACCCUGUCUGUUUCCUGUCCAAACCCGUCUGCGCUUGGCUCGCCUGCGGCUUCCUCUCGUUGGCUCUCCUCCACCUCCUCUGCUGCAGCCCCGCCGGCAAUCAACGAGCGGCGUUCGUCUCUCCUCUGCUCAACUACAUCAACAACACCUACUCCUUCGUCUCAUCUGUGCCUGAAGGAGCAAAGAAGAGCUGCAACUACUCGGAGGGGCAGUGGGUGCGGGCGCCGGGGCACGCGCGCCGGUACAACGCCACCCAGUGCGACGUGAAGGAGAGCCACGACUGCAUCCGCAACGGGCGGCCCGACACGGGGUACCUCGAAUGGCGGUGGCAGCCGGCGGGGCCGCCGUCGUGCGCGCUGCCGGAGUUCGACGCCGGGGCGUUCCUCUCGGCGACGCGCGGCAAGCACGUGGCCUUCAUCGGGGACUCCAUGGCGCGGAACCAGGCGCAGUCCCUGGUCUGCCUCCUGAGCGCCGCGUUCCCGAGCCGGCUCCUGCACCGCGACGAGGGCUACCAUCAGAAGCACAACUUCUGGCGGUACGCGUUCCCGGCGCACGACGUGAGGGUGUCCUUCUACUGGAACCCGUUCCUCGUCAGGGCCACGGGCAAGGCCGAGGACGAGAGCGUCCCCUACAACCACGUGCACCUCGACCAGCCCGGCGACCGGUGGGGCGCUGACGCCGACACGAUCGACGUCGCCGUGCUCGCCGCCGGCCACUGGCUGCUGAACGGCGCCAUCUACUACAACGGCAGCGAGGUGAUUGGCGCGCACAACGCCCCCGCGGAGAUGAAUUACACCGGCAUUGGCUACGCGUGGCCGCUCAAGAUGGUGUACCGGACGGCCGUGGAGCGGCUGAGCUCCGCUGGCGGCGGCCGUCCCCGGACCUUGGUGCUAGCCACGUUCUCGCCGGCGCACUUCGACGGCAGCCCGACCGACAGCCCCACGGCGUGCACGAAGAUGGAGCCAUACAAGGAAGGGGAGAAGGAGGUGGAUUGGGUCUGCAAGGAGGUCAGGGACAUCGUGUACGGUGAAGCGGAGGCCGCCAGGGCGAGGAGCGGCGCGGCGACAAGGAUCGAGGUGCUGGACGUGACGAAGCUGGCGACGAUGCGGCCAGACGGGCACCCCGGCGUGUACAUGAAUCGCGACCCGUUCAAGCACGGCGUGCCGGAUAAGAUUUACUCCGACUGCCUCCAUUUCUGCCUGCCCGGGCCUGUCGACACCUUCAACGAGAUAUUACUGCAGAUCCUGAGGAACAGGCGGUGA
Molecule: messenger RNA, 1329 nt
Organism: Miscanthus lutarioriparius
Lineage: Eukaryota; Viridiplantae; Streptophyta; Magnoliopsida; Poales; Poaceae
Source: the annotation of a GenBank genome assembly